UCUGCAUCCUCUUCCGAUCAGGGUUUUCUGGACAUUGACCUAACGGACCUGAGGAAAGGUGGGGCGAACAUCACAGGCUUCCAGCUGGUCAACUACACAGAGCAGAACGUCAGCCGUACCAUUCAGCAGUGGAUGGAGUUCGAAAACAAAGAUGCCAAGAUCCCCAAGAGACGCCUGAAGUACACCGGAGCAUUGACAUAUGAUGGGGUGAAGGUGAUGUCUACAGCAUUCCAGAACCUUCGGAAACAGAGGAUAGACAUCUCUCGCCGUGGUAACGCAGGCGAAUGCCUCGCCAACCCGCCCGCACCCUGGGGCCAAGGCAUAGAUAUACAGAGAGCCCUGCAACAGGUGCGUAUCGAUGGCCUGACAGGUCAUAUCCAGUUCAAUGAGAAAGGACGCAGGACCAACUUCACCGUCAGUGUCAUGGAGCUAGCCCCCUCUGGACCUAAGAAGGUGGGCUACUGGAACGAGGACGAGAAGUAUGUGAGCACAGCCACCUUCAUGAGAGGAAGCAACGACAGCAGCUACGGCCUACAGAACAGGACCUACAUAGUUACCACCAUCCUGGAAUCCCCAUACGUGAUGCUGAAGAAGAACCAUGAUCAGCUGUCAGGGAACGAUAAGUACGAGGGUUACAUUGUGGAGCUAGCGGCUGAGAUCGCCAAGCACGUUGGAUACCACUACAAACUGAAGGUGGUCUCAGAUGGGAAGUAUGGAGCCAGAGACCCCGAGACCAAGAUGUGGAACGGCAUGGUCGGAGAGCUGGUGUACGGGAAAGCAGACGUGGCGGUAGCCCCACUGACCAUCACCCUGGUUCGAGAAGAGGUGAUCGACUUCUCCAAGCCAUUUAUGUCUCUGGGCAUCUCCAUCAUGAUCAAGAAGCCCACCAAGUCUAAACCAGGUGUCUUCUCCUUCCUGGACCCGCUGGCCUAUGAGAUCUGGAUGUGUAUCGUGUUCGCCUACAUCGGUGUGAGCGUGGUCCUGUUCCUGGUGAGUCGCUUCAGCCCCUACGAGUGGCACGCAGAGGACUAUGAAGAGGAGGCCGACCCUCAGACCCCAACCCAGCCGACGGGGCCCGGUGCUGGGUUACAGUCGGGGCAGAGUCCUGGUCAGCCAGGCCAGAACCAGCAGAAUCAGGAACAGACCAACGAGUUUGGCAUCUUCAACUCUCUCUGGUUCUCCCUGGGAGCCUUCAUGCAGCAGGGAUGUGACAUCUCACCCAGGUCUCUGUCGGGGCGGAUAGUAGGGGGCGUGUGGUGGUUCUUCACUCUCAUCAUCAUCUCGUCCUACACGGCCAACCUGGCUGCUUUCCUCACAGUGGAGAGGAUGGUCUCCCCCAUAGAGAGUGCUGAGGACCUGGCUAAACAGACUGAGAUCGCCUACGGAACUCUGGAUGCUGGUUCCACCAAAGAGUUCUUCAGGCGGUCUAAGAUCGCAGUGUUUGAGAAGAUGUGGUCGUACAUGAAGUCGGCCGACCCCUCAGUGUUUGUGAAGACCACAGACGAGGGUGUGAUGAGGGUGAGGAAGUCCAAAGGGAAGUACGCCUACCUGUUAGAGUCCACCAUGAACGAGUACAUUGAACAGAGGAAACCCUGUGACACCAUGAAGGUCGGGGGGAACCUGGACUCUAAAGGAUACGGUAUCGCCACGCCCAAGGGCUCACCCCUCAGAAACCCUGUUAACCUGGCCGUGUUAAAACUGAACGAGCAAGGCCUGUUGGACAAACUGAAAAACAAAUGGUGGUACGACAAGGGCGAGUGUGGCAGCGGGGGCGGGGACUCCAAGGAUAAGACAAGUGCGUUGAGCCUGAGCAACGUGGCCGGAGUGUUCUACAUUCUGAUUGGAGGGCUGGGCCUGGCCAUGCUGGUGGCGUUGGUGGAGUUCUGCUACAAGUCGCGAACCGAGUCUCAGAGAAUGAAGCAGAACGUCAACGACGCCAUGCACUGCUCCACCAUGAGCGGGAACGGGAACGGGGGAGGAGGAGGUGGAGGAGAGAACGGACGCAUCCUAACUCACGACUUCCCUGAAACAGUCCAGACUCUCCCCUGCAUGAGCCACACCGCCAGCAUGGGGCUCAGCGCCUCCGGCAUGUGAUCACAUGACUUGGCACAAGGGACUGAGCAGGAGACUCACUCAUAGACCUUACAAAGAUGGCCACAUUAAUGGUGACAUUGACCUUAUGAACAUGGCCCUCUUUCUGAACCGUUUGUUUGUGUGGUGGCUGCGUGCUGUGUCGGAGACAGACUUCAAUACUACUGCCAAAUGCACUCUGAAAUCACUCACUACAAACAGGGGAAACAUGUAGAUGGAGAAUAGAAAUGAACAGAAAAGAAGAUAAGGAAAAUGUUUUGAAAAUGGAGCCAUUGUUGGGACGUGAUUUUUUUUGUUUCUUUUAUAAUGAUUUUUGAAAAAAAAGGUGUUAAUUUCUGUGUAAAAAAAGAGAACUAUCCCUUAAAUGCCGCCUGCCCUGCCCUGCCUUUUUCUGACCUGACCUGCCCUGCCUUUUUCUGACCUGACCUGCCCUGCCC
This is a messenger RNA of Salmo salar (Atlantic salmon), 2528 nucleotides long. Its product is annotated as glutamate receptor 1-like. NCBI's taxonomy places the organism in Eukaryota, Metazoa, Chordata, Actinopteri, Salmoniformes, Salmonidae. Gene Ontology annotation, molecular function: ligand-gated monoatomic ion channel activity. Gene Ontology annotation, cellular component: membrane. The record is from RefSeq and is a predicted model, not a curated record.